This is a messenger RNA of Styela clava, 1560 nucleotides long. RefSeq lists its product as uncharacterized. Lineage: Eukaryota; Metazoa; Chordata; Ascidiacea; Stolidobranchia; Styelidae. Gene Ontology annotation, cellular component: mitochondrial large ribosomal subunit. Gene Ontology annotation, molecular function: structural constituent of ribosome. The record is from RefSeq and is a predicted model, not a curated record. Gene Ontology annotation, biological process: translation.
CUAAAAUAAUUGUUAUUUUAUGCAGUGCAUAAUAACUAUAACCAUGAGACUAACCGCAGUCAUUAGAUCAAGCAUUGAAAAAGCAGUGCCGACUAAUAGAAGGCGAACACCUCGGGCUUCGUUCAGACGACCUAUGCAAGGAAGAUAUACUGAUAGGAAAAAGGAGCCAAAACCUUGGGAAACAUCGAUGGGUGAAUUGGAUGAAGAAGAAGUAAAUGAACUUGGUCAGACUAUUCCCGUUCGAGAAAAAAUUCCGAUGAUAAUGGUUCCGAAUUUGAAAGACUUUAAUCUUAAACCUUACGUGUCUUACAAAGCUGAAAAACACCACGAACCUCCACUUCAAGCUAAAGAAUUAUUUGACAUGUUCUACGCUCCACAAAUAGAAGCCGAAAUGAGUGGAACAAAACUAGAGACAAUCCCUGAACCGGAGGAAAAAGGACUUUUAGGGAAAAUAAAAUAUAUGUUUAAAAUGCGGAAAGAGGCCAAAAUUAUUGAUAAAACAGAACAAAGUUAAUAAUGUGUGCUUUGAGGGUUAAAAAAUUACCUCAUCUCUACUAUUUUCGGGCUUGUGUGGACUUGGUUGGGAGUGUUUCAAAUAUCACCUUUAUCAACAUUAAUGAUAUGGUUUCACGAAAUCAGCUGCUAGUUCCCGCUUGUUGAAAACAGUCUUUCUCAAAAAUUUAGCUUGUAAAUUUUCCUUUUGAAUGCCGCUAAUGUUUAUUGAGUUUUCCAACUCAUGUUGGCACGAAUGGUUUAUUUCCGAUGCGAUGAAUGUUUUUCGUAUCAAAUGCCAUGCUGUAACUGCAGUUACUUUUAAAAAUAAUGAUCUUGACUUCCAUUCUGAAACUCUUACCCUGGGUGAAUUUGAAAUUUUAACUAGGUGUCUUAAUAUACGAGUUAUAUACGCAUAUGGAAAAGGCUCUGUAUAGAUGGUAAAUCUAAAUGAUCCAGAAGGCUUGUUGUGCACCAGUAUACUUACCGUACUUUUCUGUGAAGCUUUUUUCCGAUCAAAUUUUGAUCCAGACUUUCAUUUUAAACUAUAACUCCGGGUUAGAUCAAAAUUUUACUUCAACCUCAUACUCUCUCAAGCGCACUGGAGUCGGUUUGAAGAUCGGACCGCCCUCCCACUUUUAAAAUGUAAAAAAGCUUUUUUCUUUAUCCUACAUAGCAGAAAUGAUUUUUAGAUCCUAGAGUUGCUUAAAAACCUGAUGUCUUUCGGCCGUAUCCGCUAGCUAUGACGACCCAACUUGGUAAUUGGGAAUGACAAAAUUCCCCGCAAUUUGAAAUUUCCGGCUUUGCCCCUGUCAAGGUAGUUUCCUAAUGUACCAGUUAUAUAUAUUUAUAUGAUAAGGACGCUGUAACAAACAUAUAGAUGCUUGCUGUGCACCACCAUACUUAAUUUUCCUGUAAUAUUUUUUUCCGAUAAAAGUCAGGAUUCGCCUCACAAAUGUAAUUCAGUUAAUUGAACUCCUGCGCCUGUUUUUACAUUUUCUCUUUUUGCUUGCUGUGGAACAAACUAUUUUUUGAACUUAUUUUGUGAGUACACAAUUCUGUACCAGU